GGAUUUGUCAAGGAUCAUGUGACUCUGAAGACUGGAGUAAUGACGCUGAAUAUUCAGCUUUGCCAUCACAGGAAUUAAUUACAUUUUAAAAUAUAUUAAAAUAGAAAAUUAUUUUAAAUUGUAAUAAUAUUUCACAAGAUCGCAUUUUUACCAUAUUUUAGAACAAAUAAAAAAGCAGCCUUUGUGAGCAUAUAAGAGACUUAUGCUCAAUUUAUUCCUAAAGUAUUCAUUUAAUCCAGUAAAUGCUUCUCACAAAGAGAUUAUUUUACCAUGACACUGAAAUUCUGCCAGCUAUCUUCAGAGGUUUUGACUAAACUUCCUGUUCUCAAAUAAACCCCGCCUGUCAUCAUAUGAAUCUGUAAGACUGUGAACAGGAAAAGAUAAAAAAAAAGAAAAAAAAGAAAAGAAGAAGCAACUCAAGGUUCGCCUGACCACUACAACAUUCACACAGGAAAAUCUUUCUAUUCAUAAACAAACAGGUUCUCGGAUCAGAUCUUGAAGUAUCCUGGAUAAGUAACACCCUUCCUGUCAAAAAGUGGAAGUCGAUCAGCAGUCAUGAAUCUCACUGAUUGUCAGUACCAUUUUAAAAUGAUCAUGAUAGGUGAUAAUUGUGUUGGCAAGUCAUGCAUGCUGAGGCGCUACACAGAGGGCCAGUAUUCAGAGAUCAUAAAUGUGACCAUUGGAAUGAGAUUCCGCGAUCACAUCCUAGAGGUGGAGCCUGGGGUGAGAGUGAAUCUACAGAUUUGGGAUACAGCCGGUCAUGAAGUGUUUUGGCGUGCUAUCUGCUUUUCCAUCCCUCAAUCAGCCGGGUGCCUGCUGGUGUUUGACCUGGGCGAUUACAAGUCUUUCACUUACAUUAAGCAUCGGCACAUGGAGGUGUGCAAUAUUGUGCAGCCGCACACUGUGCUCUUCAUGCUUGUGGGACACAAGUGUGACAGAAAAGAGCGGGAGGUGAAUCAAGAUGAAGUGGAAAAGUUUGCAAGUGAAUUGGGAGCACCGUACAUUGAGGCCUCGGCCAAAACAGGCCACAAUGUGGCAGAAGCUUUUGAACUGUUGACCCGGCGCAUUUAUCAGGGCUAUCUGAGUGGAGAAGUGCGCUUGCAUGAGAGCUGGGGAAAGAUCCAUAAAAACAAUAAAUGCUGUGCCUCAUAAAGUCAACAUGAAACUGCAUGUUUUCCAUAUUAUGACCAUUCAAACGUAACCAUGUAUUUUGACCAAAUAAAAAAUGCAGGAUAUAAACCACUAAAAAUUAGAAAUAUUUAAUUACAAGUGCCUGCGACUGAUUAUAACCAGUGUUUGCUGUAUUUUAACAUGUUUUUCAUCUUUUUUAAAUAAAUUUAAAACUUAAUUUAACAGGUUCAUUCCA
Molecule: messenger RNA, 1366 nt
Organism: Ctenopharyngodon idella (grass carp)
Lineage: Eukaryota; Metazoa; Chordata; Actinopteri; Cypriniformes; Xenocyprididae
Product: ras-related protein Rab-39B-like
Exons: 3
Coding region: 556-1152 (198 amino acids)
Molecular function (GO): GTP binding; GTPase activity
Source: RefSeq, a predicted model, not a curated record